AUGUUUCUAGAAGAAAAUGCAACAAGGGAAUGCUUCGGCAACGCAACGUGGCAAACCAGAGCAAACUAUGAUGCUUGUACCGAAAUCCCGUCAGAAGAUUUUGAAGAUUCUGAAGUACAUCUUACCAUCUACUUCGUGGGCUACACAGCCAGUCUUAUUUCAUUAUUAUUAGCAAUAGGAAUUUUCACUUAUUUUAAGGAACUUCGAUGUUUAAGAAACAUCAUUCACAUGAACUUGAUGUGGUCCUACGUCCUGUUUUGUGUGAUUUACAUAUGUGUUUCAUUAAUGAUUGUAUUUGGAGGACUUAGUAACACAAACUGUAUAUAUUUUGCCACCAUUUUAAACUUUGCACAUUUAACCACCUUUUUCUGGAUGUUUGUUGAAGGCCUUUAUCUGUACAUUCUUGUUGUGGAAACUCUGACAAGAGAGAAUUUCAAAUUACGAAUUUACGUCUCCAUCGGAUGGGUAACACCCAUCUUGGUGGUCCUAGCUCUGAACAUGAUAUUUCUCAUCGCUAUAAUGUGGGUGUUGAUCACCAAGCUACGUUCAGCCAACAGCAUCGAGGCACAACAGUAUCACAAGGCAUCAAAAGCAUUACUUGUACUUAUGCCUCUGUUGGGAAUCACCUACGUCAUCAUACUUUGGUUCCCUAUCCAGAAGCACCAAAGAUUGUACUUUGAUAUAUUUAGAGCCGGAUUUACUGUAGCUCUACUGUACUGCUUCCUUAAUACUGAAGUCAAAAACGCGAUUCGUCACCAUUUCGAGAAUUGGAAGGCCAAUCGUUCGCUGGGUCCAAGUAGGAACAGAUCAGGGAGUCGCAGCAAGGAUUGGUCACCCAGAUCCAGAACUGAAAGUAUACGAUUGUACAGCCAACCAACCAAUAUUUAUCACAAGAGAGAGUCCAGCGCAUCGGAGGUGACCACCACCACUUUGAUAACCGUCAACGGGGGUUCCUCAAGGCCCUCGAAUGGGAGCACCCAAGCACGCAGCCCGUUUCUUCAACCACCUAGACCUAGUUAUGUGGAGCUUAAGAAAUUAGUAAUUCAAAAACAAUUGUCAUUAAAACGUCAUUUUACCACACAAUUUCUGAUGCCUUUAAAUGACAAAACCAAUUCGGACACAGAAAUGGAAAACCACCAUCUAAAGGUAAAAAAUCGUGAUCUGGCGAGGAGCCUAAAAGACAACAUAGCAAAAAAUACGAAUCUGCAGUCCACUGUUGACAAUUUGCAUGAAGAACUGUUUAAAACCAGAGCCAAUUGCGUUAAAUUAGAGAACACUGUGGAACAAGUAGAAGCAGUCACAAAAUCAAUUUUGCCUUUGAUGAUUAACAUGUCGGAAAAAUUGGCAGAUAUUAUGUCUUGGUGUUCCGCUGGUAAAUCGCAAGAAUUACUGGAGGAUGAGGCUCCAAAAUUUUCCAAAAGAAAAAAAAAUCCAUGUGUUUUAACAUCAUCAAAGAGUUUAAAGAUGUUUGCAUUAAUUGAAGAAGAGCCCCAAAAUCGAAACCAUGAAAAUGUUAAUAUUAUCAGUAGAAAAAGAUCUUUCAUGCAAAAAAGAAAAACCGUCACCGAAAAUGUUGAAAACAUCCCAUCCAUAUCCUUGAGACGUACCAGUAGAUCUAUAAAGAAACGUUUUUCAAUAGUAUAA
Messenger RNA from Brassicogethes aeneus, 1644 nucleotides. The record is from the annotation of a GenBank genome assembly. NCBI's taxonomy places the organism in Eukaryota, Metazoa, Arthropoda, Insecta, Coleoptera, Nitidulidae.